CUGCCUCUCCUGGAGCCUUAUAACCAGACGACUGUUCUUCAGACGCACAUAUCCAAGAAACGCACUGGACUUGAGCACAGUUACGAGCCCGGAGAGCAGACAGAAAGCAACCUGACGGAAUAUAAACUGUUCCCAUUUGUUUGUUUUCCUCCGAGAGAAGCAUCUUGGUUGAGCGAAGAAGACAUGGAUUUUUUGAACCACAACUACUUGAGCGCGCGCACCUCCUACGAUUACACCUUCAAUUUUUGGAAUGACUAUCUCGGCCUCUCCACGCUGGUCACCAAGAACAACAAGCACAGCGUCCCCCAGAGUCCAAACUCCAUCACGGAGUCCCUGAAAGCCACUCUGGGCUUGGACGACAGCCCUCCGUGCCCGUGCGUAAUCGCGGCCGCGGGCGACGGCGACAGCGGAGGACACCUGGAAUCCUGCUGCUGCCCCCCACCCGCCUCCGUCUCCAUCCUGGACCUGAAAGAGCGCUUCUCCAUCCUGAGCCCCUUCCAGAACCAGAACCAAGGCACGAGAGGGCUGCUGUCCUCCUCCCAGGAGCGGGAGAUGGGCAUCGGAGGGAGCUUCGCAGGAUUCGAUCUGUUCGGCGUGGAGAGAAAGAUGAGGAAACCGGCCGCGCGCAAUAAGCAGGAACCCAAGAUCUGCGUCUUCUGUCGGAAUAACGGCGCGCCGGAGGAGGUGUACGGCUCGCACGUCCUGAAAACCCCGGAUGGGAGGGUGGUGUGCCCGAUUCUGCGGGCGUACACGUGCCCCCUAUGCAGUGCCAACGGGGACAACGCGCAUACAAUAAAAUACUGCCCUCUCUCCAAAGACCAGCCUGCCCAGAGAGUGCUGAAGGGAGGCAGAGCUGUGGGUGGUAAGCGAGUGAAAAUCUUCUAAAAGACUCCUAUACUUACAUGUAUUGCACUGAACAUUUUCUUUCAGAUGACUGUUCUGAUUGACUUGCUUUCCGAGUCUUAACUACUAGGCAAACAAAUAAGAUGAUAUCAAUGUUUUGU
Sinocyclocheilus rhinocerous is the source of this 1004-nucleotide messenger RNA. RefSeq names its product nanos homolog 1 (gene nanos1). Bases 184 to 885 code for a protein of 233 amino acids. NCBI's taxonomy places the organism in Eukaryota, Metazoa, Chordata, Actinopteri, Cypriniformes, Cyprinidae. The transcript has a single exon. Gene Ontology annotation, molecular function: zinc ion binding; RNA binding. The record is from RefSeq and is a predicted model, not a curated record.